AUGUCGAGUAUUGGCUUGCAAGUUAGAAAAGCGGCCCCCUUAGUGGACCCAAUCAUUGCGGAUUAUGCUAUUGGCUAUAUCCAACAUGUAUCGCACGCUACCGAGGAUUCAGUUUCUGCCCAGCAGCUUGAUAUCCUGAAAGACUUAACUUUUAUUGAACACCUCUUGGUGGACGCGGGAGGCGAAGCAGAGAAAGUUAAAUCGAUGAUUUCUGGCUUAGAUAAACAGUUGACAGAUAAACUAAAUGAAAAUCUUGCCAAACUCGCCAUCACAGGAGACAAGUCCAAGAGACUUUUGGAUGUGAAUGUAUUGAAAAAUAAUUUUAAAAGAGACAUUAACUCUUCCCUUGCGUUACUUGGAUCCUCAAGAGAUAUCUCCCAUGCGGGCAGACAAGUGGAAAGUCGAGUUGACAAAAAGAAAUUGGAGAAACAGGAGAGAAAAAUUGCCAAAAAAGUUGCUAAAAGAAACAAUCAGUUCGUCAAAUAUGAAGCAUCACAGUUACUCAAUGAGAAAAAGAAAGAAGACUACGACUCGUUUUAUUUGGAAAUUAAUCCAUUGGACUUUGGCCAGAGUGCUGGAAAAUCAAAGGAUAUUAAAGUCGAUAAUUUCGAUUUAUACGUGGGUGAUGGUAAAAGAAUUCUUAGCGAUGCAAGUUUGACUUUAGCGCAUGGAAGAAGAUACGGUUUAGUUGGUCAAAAUGGUAUAGGAAAAUCCACCCUAUUGAGAGCCUUAUCCAGAAGAGAGUUGAGUAUUCCAAAGCACAUUACCAUUUUACACGUUGAGCAAGAGCUCAGGGGAGAUGAUACUCCUGCUUUACAGGCUGUCCUAGAUGCAGAUGUGUGGCGAAAAUCUUUGUUGCAGGAAGAACAAAAAAUCACUGAGAGAAUCGAUGAAAUCGAAAAAUUACGCCUGGAAUUCGAAGAGGGCUCAAAUGAAGUACUCAAAUUGGAUAAUGAGCGGGGGGAUUUGGAUAAGCAUUUGCAGGAAAUUAGUGAAAAACUAUACGAAAUGGAGCUGGACAAGGCGGAGAGUAGAGCUGCUUCCAUUUUAUUCGGUCUUGGAUUCUCUAAAGAGUCCCAGGGAUUGCCCACUAAUUCUUUCUCUGGAGGUUGGAGAAUGAGGUUGUCUUUGGCUCGUGCCUUGUUCUGUGAGCCUGAUUUAUUGUUGUUGGAUGAGCCUUCUAAUAUGUUGGAUGUUCCAUCUAUCACAUAUCUUGCGAAGUACUUGCAAGGCUACCAAGGAACAGUGUUUGUUGUUUCUCACGACCGAGCUUUCUUGAAUGAAGUUGCGACAGACAUUAUUCACCAGCACUCCGAAAGAUUGGAUUACUAUCGUGGUUCAGACUUUGACUCGUUUUACUCUACCAGAGAAGAAAGAAUCAAAAACCAACGCCGUGAAUACGAGAAUCAAAUGGCUGUCAGGCAACAUUUGCAAGCAUUUAUCGACAAAUUCAGAUACAAUGCCGCGAAGUCAUCUGAGGCUCAAUCACGUAUCAAAAAGUUGGAAAAAUUACCAAUUUUGGAACCGCCUGAGGAUGACAAAAUUGUUAGCUUCAAGUUUCCAGACCCCGACGGACUUUCGCCACCAAUUAUGCAAAUGCAUAAUGUGACUUUUGGAUAUUCCCCAGACAAAAUUCUUUUGAAGAAUGUCGAUUUAGAUGUCCAAAUGGACUCUCGUAUUGCAUUUUGUGGUGGUAACGGAACUGGUAAAACAACUUUGCUAAAAUUGCUCUUGGAUAAACUUACUCCAUUAGAUGGUACGAUCACAAAGAAUGGAAGGUUGAGAAUCGGCUACUUUGCACAGCAUCAUGUGGAUGCAAUGGACUUGAAUUUAUCUGCUGUUUCGUGGAUGGCACAGGCAUAUCCAGGUAAAUCAGAUGAGGAAUACAGGCGUCACUUGGGCUCAUUUGGUAUCACAGGGUCUCUUGGGUUGCAAAAAAUGGAGUUGUUGUCUGGAGGUCAAAAGUCGAGAGUUGCAUUCGCCGCGCUUUGUUUGAACCAGCCUCAUAUCUUGAUUUUGGAUGAGCCCUCCAAUCAUUUGGAUACCCAAGGUUUAGAUGCACUUGCUGAUGCUUUGAUAAAUUUCAAAGGAGGUAUUUUAAUGGUCUCGCAUGAUGUUGCGACGAUCGAACGGGUAUGCAACGAAAUCUGGGUCAGUGAAGAUCAAUUAGUUAGGAAGUUUCCUGGAACCAUUCAUGAUUACAAGAGACAUAUUCUUAAGAAUGCCAGCGCUACAGGUGUGGUCAAGCAGCAUUAA
Messenger RNA from Metschnikowia bicuspidata var. bicuspidata NRRL YB-4993, 2256 nucleotides. It is a transcript of the gene GCN20, whose product is annotated as putative AAA family ATPase. Gene Ontology annotation, molecular function: ATP hydrolysis activity; ATP binding. The record is from RefSeq and is a predicted model, not a curated record. Lineage: Eukaryota; Fungi; Ascomycota; Pichiomycetes; Serinales; Metschnikowiaceae. The coding region runs from base 1 to 2256 and encodes 751 amino acids. The transcript has a single exon.